AUGCUCGUCGACAAGUACAAGCCCAUGCGCGGCGGGUCCAUGCGUUCCGCCGAGGAGAAGCUCAAGCAGGCGCUCCCGAAGGUGCGCUCCGCGGACGGCUUCGCGAGCGCAUCCAGCGUCGGACUCGUUGCAGGGGAGGUCGCGGGCCCGAGUCCGAGCGCGAGCACUGGCUCGAACCCGCUGCAGGAGCAUGUCCCCAUGCGCCACAUCCGCCCGGAUGAGCCCAUCCUCCCCGGUAUUCCCGGACAUCAACCGUGGCACACCACCUUCACCGUGCCCUCGCAUGCGAGCUCGAGCAUACGAUACGGCAACAUACCUCAGCCGCCCCGCGCGCCCGCGCGCGAGGGCCCUUUCGCAGGUGGUCUUCCGCUCGACGACAAGGCGCGCCGAGCGGAGCUCGAGACGCGGCGGCGGAUGCAGCAAGGUGUGCGGCUCUCGCGCGCGCGCGACUCAACGCUCGACUACCGCCUCGGCCAGUACAAGGGCGGCGCAGCGGACCAGGUGCGGCGGCCAAACCCAGUGACGCUCAAGGGGUGGGCGAGUCUGGUCGAGGAUCGAAUAGAGAAAGCACGACAGGCGGGGCACUUCAAGAACAUCAGGGGGAGAGGCCAGCCGAUGGUCCGCGCAACGGAGGACAAGAACCCCUUCAUUGGGAGAGAAGAGUUCCUCAUGAACCGCAUUGUACAGCGGCAAGGUGCAGCUCCGCCGUGGGUAGAGAUUCAGGGAGAGCUCGAGACGGCCGUGCAUGCCUUCCGCGAAAUCGUCAAGCAGUCCUGGACAAGGCGCGCGCUCCGCACCCUCACGGCCCUGCACCCUGCGUCCCUCCUUCCCCGCCUCACCCUCGACGACGUUACCGCGAUGCGCGACCCAGAAUGGGAAGCCAAAGAACGCUCGUAUCACGAAACGGCGCUCGAAGAGCUGAACAGCCUUGUGCGCAAGUAUAACGGGUUGGCACCGUAUGCCGUCAGACGAGCCUACUACAUGCGCAGCGUGGAGCUCGAGCGUGUGUACAAGGAGGCUGGAGAAGACAUCUUGGAGGGUUUCACCGAACGAGCCAAGCAGGGUGGUGCGCUCCCGAGAAGGCCUGGCUUCGGCGAUGAGGAUGAAGGCGGGGGUGGGGCAGGUGAUGGAGCAGGCAGAAGCUUCGGCUUGCGGGACAUGUUCAGAGACCUUGUCGCUGCGAUCCGCGGGCGAUAG
Messenger RNA from Epithele typhae, 1197 nucleotides. RefSeq lists its product as uncharacterized. NCBI's taxonomy places the organism in Eukaryota, Fungi, Basidiomycota, Agaricomycetes, Polyporales, Epitheliaceae. The record is from RefSeq and is a predicted model, not a curated record. The transcript has 3 exons. The coding region runs from base 1 to 1197 and encodes 398 amino acids.